AUCAAAAUUUCGUCCGACGUGAAUUAAAACAAAAUGUUCAGUCAGAUGAAAUGUUAUGCUUUUUAGGUGAUUCUUGCAGGAUGUUUAAAUUUAGUAAUAGGGAAAACUGAUCCUUUUUCAAGUAGGAUUUAUCUUGACAAAGCUGAAGCGCAGGGAAAGAUUGGUAAUACUUUUCAAACGUUUCUAUGUUAAGAAUAAAGUUACUUUAUGUUGAAUGUUGCUUUUAGAAUCAAUAUUGCUCGUUUACUUUUUUGUCGAAGUGAAUAAAUUCUACUGACGUAGUUCUGCACGUUUGAUAAACAGGAAGCCAUGAUGUGAUGUCGUUUACCCGGGCGAUUUAGAGUAAAGCCUUGACUCAAAGUACGGAAAGGAAAAUCAUCCUGUGUAUAAAUGAUGGAGUAUAUUUGUAUAAAUAUGAAAACGUUAAGAUGAAAUCUGAUAUGCUGACAUGUGAACAAUUUCAAAUAAUGGUUUAAAAAUCCGCAGGUUAUUUCUAUAUCAAGUCAACAAAUUUGCUAUUUAAGUUCCAUUUUGAACCUUAUCAGGAGGGAACGUAUACAUGAAAGGUUAAUUUUGUCCAAUCUCAAGACUGUAAACUUACAUAUUCUCUUUUCUAACAAUUAUGCUAAACAUUGACACUACACAGUCUCCAUUGAGGGAACUGCAUCAAAAUAAAGAAACAAACCUUCAACCAGAAAAGGUUAUUGACAAUCUUGCUAAGAUCCUAAAUGACCUUACAUCCAAAUUAGACAUGCAAGGAAAACACAUUUUGUCUCUUCAGGAGAGCGUUGAGGAACUUGCCAGAUCGAAUUCCGAAAACGAAAAUAGUUUGAAAGACCUGAAUGCAGAAGUAAGCGAAUUGAAAAGAGCGGUUGCAACGAAAGACGAUAUCAUAAGAAGCAUGGAUAUUAACUUUACGCGACAAGUCGAGGAGACUGAAAAAUUGAAAACAGAGUUCUCUGAACUGCAGAAUAAAUUAAAUGGGUUACAGUCAUACAUAUCAAAAGAUGAAUCUGGACCAGAAGAAAUGAAAUUUCAAGACUAUGAAUACAGAUCUGACCAAUCGAAUAAAAACACAAUUGAUUCCAAUGGUUCAAAUCUAAAUACCUCAACUGGAAGGAAACAAGAAGAUCGGCAAAAUUUAAGCGAAGAAAUUCUGCUGAAUGGAACAAUAGAUAUGCAAACCAGGACAUACAUUUACCGCAAUAAUGCGGAACGUUGGACAAGAAGUGUUUCACAGGUUGCGUUCCACGCAGUGGUUCUUACACCAGUUGAUCACCUUGGUCGUGGACAAACUGUAGUUUUUGAUACUGUUCGCUUGAACCUAAGUGGAGGUUAUAACCGAUUCACUGGCAUCUUCACUGCUUCAAAACCUGGUCUUUAUUUAUUUUCGUUAUCUGUGUUGAGCUACACAGACCCAAAACCUAAGUUCAAUGUUUUUAUUGUAAAGAAUGGAGGUUCGUUAGCUAAAGUAUAUGGGCAUGGUGGUUCUUCUGGCAAGCGGUCUCAAGGCUCCGUUACUGUUGUGAUGCAGCUAAAUAAAGGGGACCAUGUAUGGGCUAGAAAUGUUAAUGUUCACGAUGCCUCUAUUGGUGGCUGGGGGUACACAAGUUUCACAGGUGUUUUACUCUCUGCUAUAUGACAUUGGUGUAAAAGAUGCUUUUAAGCAAAGACAAUAUAUACAAAUCCUUCCCAUUGAGAUAUGUUUAAUAUCAUUCAUAAUCAUAUAAAAUACAUAAAAUCGUCGAUAUAUACUGCUAGACUCUGUAUUAUAUCGCAGGAACUGGACAUUACCACUUCGUUGUACUUUGCAAUGUUUAAAAUAUGGUCCUUUCAAAGCUAUGGUUCCAGACGACCACAUUAUAUGACGAAAAAUGAACAAUAAAGUAGUUAUCAGCGGGA
Mercenaria mercenaria is the source of this 1902-nucleotide messenger RNA. RefSeq lists its product as uncharacterized. The record is from RefSeq and is a predicted model, not a curated record. The transcript has 2 exons. The coding region runs from base 623 to 1642 and encodes 339 amino acids. Lineage: Eukaryota; Metazoa; Mollusca; Bivalvia; Venerida; Veneridae. Gene Ontology annotation, molecular function: protein binding.